CAACGGCUCAGAAACAGAGCCACCAAAGGGAUUUGAGAACAAAGGGUGGGGGGGAUAAAAAAAUAUAUUGUUUAGAGAAGAAAAAAACAAAAAUUUGCUUCAAUUUAGACAAAAAACCCCGAAGCGUUUGCCUUUGAACUUCUGAAAUGUCAAGGUCAUCACCCUUCACCUUGCAGAAUAAUUAAAUGCCUUAAGGCCCUCUUAUUAUUUUACUUUUCUGCCACCCACACGUAUGCAUUAAAAUAGCUUAACCUAGAGGCUUAAAUUCGAUUUUGUCGCCAAAUAGCGAGAAAGAUAGAAGGGGCAAUCCGUUGAAUAAAAGUCCUAUUUCUAUUCGUUCUGAAUUCUAAUUGUUUCCAAUGGCAUGUUUGGCUCGUUUUUAGAAAUGAAACUAAUUAUAUUUGCUAUUAAAAUGUCAAUGAAAGAAAACAGAACUAAUUUGAGCCCCUUAGUCCUCUGACCAACAUUUAGCAGAAGAAACAGGUAUCACUACUUUGUAGAUGAGGGGACUGAGGAGGUACCAAUGUGCUUCUCAACUCUGCUGCUAGUCAAUAAAUGUAGUCAUGACCUUUAAUGGAAUGGUCAAUAGUAACAACAAAUUAAUGAUAAGAUCAUUAAACAUUUGUGCAAAUUGUAACCAGUAAACGAAACAGGUGUAUAAACGGCCUUCCCUAUAAUAUCAAAAUCACAAAGCACUGGUGUAUAUAUCCAGUAUGAGUGUAGAUUUCUUAAAAAUACACCAAGUAGGAAAAAAAUGUAUCUUCUUUGAAUUUUAACACAAAUGCAAAACAGCACAUUUAAAUGUGCUUUUUUCACGAAUGUCCACAAGAGGGCGACUUGUACUGGCAAUGGCUGCUUUGUGAGCGUUUUUAGCCAAUAAAUUACAAAAUCAAGUCACAUAAGGAUUCUAGAUUUUUCUUCGGUGCAGCAGUUCUGAAAUAUUGCCCGAGUUAUACCUGUACAAGUACCAAUAGUGACCGCAAUCCCUUUCAUAUAACCCAAAUGCAGCAGGACAUGAUCGUUGGUCGCAAUUACACAUGGAACAUUUCCACCCUUUUCAAACCCAGUUGUGAAUGUAACUAAAUGACUUUAUUAUUGCAGUGGAAGGGACAGGAGACUUGUGCACAUUUGUAGAGUUAAAGGGAUGCAGUUUUAGUGGGCGCAAUCUCGUGCUAAGGUAUUUAUGGCUAAAUAUGCACCACAGGCCAUAAAGAUCUAAAGGCAACACUCAGAAAUGAUCUGUCCUGUCUCUCGCCCUAAAUUCUUCCCUAAAGGGCAAUCGCCAAAGGCUUUCGCCUUAACUGAAGUUAAAUUUAAACAUUUUUAAACAGAAAUUCAACUGUGCAGGAAGCCCAUCACUUCAGGGGAAAAGUGAUUCUUUAUUCUAUAUUUCCCUAAAAUAAAGGCAUUUCUUUACUAAGAUGUUAAAAGCACAUUUUGCUACAAAUUAGGGAUGAGUCGGUGGAAGUUAUUUUACUUUCACCCAGACCAUAGAUCUAUAUAAAUAGAAAAAUAAGUCAAAAUGCAAAGUAUAGUAUGUUAUUCUUAGCUCUAAAUAAAAAAGGGUGUCUGAACAGUGUAUCAUGUAGCUGUAACAAAUGUUCAUUUAUAAAUAUAUUUGUUACUGACUGAAUGAAACCAUCUUCAUGUAAAGUACAAUCAGUUUCGGUCGAUUAAGGAAAAUAAUGUGAAUGGAAAAUACAACAAAAAUAAAUGUCAGAGAAUAUUCGAAUUUAGUACCGGCCAUUAAAUAUCUAUUUCUAAUCUUAUAGAUAAUACCAUUGCACUGAACACUACUGUGGUGCUAAGAGAUACAGGUUAGUCAGUUACUAUAUAUUUAUAUAUAUUAUUGGAUUUUUUAAUAUCACAUUAGUAGAUAAAACACUGAACUAAGCCUGAUAUAGCGCUUUCUCUGUAUGAAGACAGUUAUGUCCUUUCCAGUAAUACUGACUAAAUCAGUUUUAAAAAACAAAUCCAAACGUUAGAUAUUUAUUUGCUAGUUAAACAAUAAUGUCAUAGCACGCAUGUAUUGGUAGUUAUAGAUGUUUUGCACCAAACUGAUCAUUUAUAAAUAUGUGUGUGUAAUUGUGUGUAUAUUCCACACAUACGCUCACUCACGCCACGAAUUUCUAUAUGCUGUGUACACGUAUUUUUGUUGUAUUUAGGAUAUAUCUAUAUAUUGUGUUAGUGUAUGUACAUGAACUCAUGCACAGACAUAAGCACAGAACCCACUUAACAGUCUGUAGAUGCCAUCUGUUCCCUUCCUGCAUGUGAGCGAAUCCCCAAAGCAACACGGUUUUUGUAUGUUGGAUUUUUACAGAAUAUUGUCUAAUUCUGUUUCACAGCGAAUUUUUUAUUUCCCUAAGAACUUUAUGAUCAUUCCCAUGUUGUGGAGUGGAUCCCUUCUCAAAACCACAUCUAUAAUUGUUCUAAUUCCAUUUUAGAAUGGGCAGAUGUGAGCUAAAUAUCAUGCAAGGUCCCAUCCAAGAGCCACGGAUUGUGUUGGUGUUUUUGGUUCGAAUUAUUCUGUAAUAAUGGAGGAAUUAAGAGAUUGGUACCAGGUACUGUGGGUCUCCCCCAGUGAAAUAUCAAAGCGCUUGUUUGAGUGUGUCUGUUGGGACAAACGAGUAGACAUGUUUCCAAGCAUUUUGUAAACUAAUGAACUGAGACUAUUGUGUCAUAUAAAAUAAAUACAGCUUUCAAAUGAAACCUAUGAUGUUUUGUAAUUAAAUGAAGGCUAUGAAACAAUAUCAUGUGUUAAUAUUAAUGAGCGUGUACCCCUGACAAUAGACAUUUAGUUAAAUUAAAAUUGAGUGCCUAGAAUGAUCAUGUCUAAGGAAGAAUCGUAUCUUUAAAUGUCCCCAUUAAUUCACAAUUUGCUUUUUUUACCAUUAGAUACUCAUGAUAAACUUGUAUGUUGGGAUCCCUCAACUUUUGUUGUUGUAGUUGUUAAUAAGCAUCGCUUUAAAAGCGCGUUUGUUUAGCAGCCAAACUCAGUCCUUUGCUAUUAGGGGUAGUAAAAGGCAGUUGCUGUUAACCUGACAAUGAUUUUGUAUUUGAACAGCUGCGAGAGGCUUUCAUUUUAUCAAAGGUCUGUCUCAUUGCCACAGAACCAGACAUUUUAUUGUUUUUACUGCAUAGGAAAUAAAAUCCCUGCGAAUGGGGGUCUUAAAAGGAAAGAGCCUUGGAAUUUGUAAAAAUCCUGAACUGUUCCUAAAGACACUCACAGGGGCGUGAGUUAAACAGAAAGGAAAAGAAAUAACUUUCUUUAAUAAACCAUUUCAAAUGAUUUCAAUUCUUCCUAUUAAAGAAUGGGGACCUGUUUUCUGCAGAUCUGUUCUCCUUAUCAGCAGUGGAAGGUGUGCUUGACUAAUUUCGCCUUUUGAAUUAAAUAAAGGUUUUAUUUUAUUUACCAGACUUCAGUAAAUAAAUGUUUGGUGGAGGUGCUGGUGCAGAGGCCCCUGGGAACCUCAUAUUUGGAUUAGGAGUUUACUACAGGGUCAUUUGUGCUAAAAAAAAAAAAAAAAAAUACCCUUUUUUGGUGGCAGUAAAGUAUAAAAAAAUCAAUGGGGUGAUUUUCAAUAAUUCAUAUUGCAAAUGCCAUUAUGCAAAGUUUUCACCUAUUAAUCUUCCCCUUUACUAAGUUUCGAUUGAUCUGCUCGUAAAAAGAGGUGCCCGUGUGUGGCAAGAGAGCGUUAUAACUCUUUAGAAAUCAUCAGAAGCUAGAAAUGGACCAAGUAUUUCAAGAAUGUAGAUGGGAAUGGUAUUGAUCGCCCCUGAUUCUUCUUAAUAUGUAUUAAUAAAUUCCGCCACCUUUGCGCCUCCAGCUUGUCAGGAAUGAAUGCUUUUACCAAAUCCAUAAAAGGAAAACACAUCUGUCUUGGCAUUAUUAUAAUGACACGUUCAAAUUCCUCUUAUGCUUAUCCUGCUGUGAAGGGGGUUGGGGGUGUAAAAAGGUGUAUGGUAACAUUGCAUAGUGGUCCCAUGGAUCUGCAUUGGAAGGGACCUGCCUCACCAACUUUCUGCCUUAUAUUUUACUGCCUGUCCACAAGCCCUGGAGUUCCUGGCAAGGCAUGAAGUCACUGGGGUAUUUCAUUUACAUAUAAAACACUGAACAGAGAGGUUUGAUAUUGCUUUAUUGGGGGCGAGUAUUUAAAAUCUGUCACAGGUCUGUGUUGCAUUGUCACCAAGUUUGUUUUUUUUUCUUUGCCAAACGGUAGCCCAGAGCUGUCAGUGGAUCGGUGGAAAAGCAAUAAUCUUGUUGGUAUUUUAAAAAAAAAAAAUAAUGUGUCCUUAAAUCAGCGCAGUGCGCCAGGAUGGCUGAGAAGCAGCGCUCGGUCGCACUUUCGCUCUGACAUCGCAGGUGUCGCUGUUGACCGCGGUUUGAGCGCAGCCCAGGCUGGCCGAGCACCACGUGACUCGCAGGGAGGCAGCAGCUCAAGGCCAUUUUCAAAUCUCAUUGGCUCGCUUGUCAUGUGGUUGUGCAGAGGCUUCACAAUUACACAGGGAAUGUUUUGCUAGAGAUGUCAGCCUACAAAGGACACAAUCCCUCUUCUCCUAAUUCCUCCCCAAAAUGUCCUUUCCCAACAGCUCUCCUGCUGCAAAUACUUUUUUAGUAGAUUCCUUGAUCAGUGCCUGUAGAAGUGACAGUUUCUAUUCUAACAGCGCCAGCAUGUACAUGCCACCCAGCACAGAGAUUGGCACUUAUGGCAUGCAAACCUGUGGACUGCUACCCUCUCUGGCAAAAAGAGAAGUCAAUCACCAAAACAUGGGCAUGAAUGUGCAUCCCUAUAUACCUCAAGUAGACUCUUGGACUGAUCCGAGCAGGUCCUGUAGGAUAGAACAACCUGUUACACAGCAUCUCCCUACUUGCUCCUUUCCCACCAACAUUAAGGAGGAGACCAACUGCUGCAUGUAUUCUGAUAAGAGAUCCAAAGUGAUUUCUGCAGAGGGCCCAUCAUACCAGAGGCUGCUGCCUGACAACUGUCCUGUGGAGAACUCAGAGGUGCCAGUCCCAGGAUAUUUCAGGCUGAGCCAGAGCUACGCCACCGGGAAACCCCAAGAGUACAAUAAUAACCCAGAAAGCAGCUCAUCCCUAAUGUUACAGCUCAACCCUCGCUCCAGCUCCAAACAGCAGAUCCCUCCUCAACUUCACAUGGACAAGAAAAUGAAUGAGAAUCCGGCCAGCCAAGACUCAGGCAAAGUCCCAUCUGGGGAGAGUCCCGACCCCAAGUCUGCGCUGCAGGAGGACAGGAGCUGCCUGGCUGAGGUGUCUGUGUCCAGCCCAGAAGUGCAGGACAAGGAGACUAAAGAGGAAAUCAAGUCUGAUACCCCAACAAGCAAUUGGUUAACUGCAAAGAGUGGCAGAAAGAAGAGGUGUCCCUAUACCAAACACCAGACAUUGGAGUUAGAGAAGGAAUUCUUGUUUAAUAUGUAUCUGACGCGAGAGCGCCGCCUAGAGAUCAGUAAGAGUGUGAAUCUCACUGACAGGCAGGUCAAGAUCUGGUUUCAAAAUCGCAGAAUGAAGUUAAAGAAGAUGAGCAGAGAGAACCGAAUCCGCGAACUGACCGCGAAUCUGACUUUUUCGUAAGAACUGACCAAAAUGCUCUUUAACCUUUGACAAAGCAUCAGCCAUUGCUUCACUCGGAGAGACUUUAAGAACAUUUCAGAAACAUAUUUUUUAAUUUCUGUGAUAGGGAAUGUGAUCCAUUGUCAUUUUUUUAGUGCUACAAUUGUCUCUAUGUAUUUUCAUGGGAAUAUGAAUAAUGAAAGAAUAAAUCGAGCACAUGUAAUUUAUUUUUUUUCACCGACUGGCAAGGUAAAUGUGACAAACAAAAGUUUAUCAUUUGAUUCUUAACUUAUUGGGACUGUUGAACACAUCCAAGCAAUGUGACUUUUUAUGUUUUUACUCAAAUGGUAUUUCUGUGUGCUACUUCAUGGACCUUGGUAUUUUAAACCAUGAGAGUACUCUUGAUGACUUUUAAGGGGGGAAAAAGCACAUUUUUUCUGUAAAUGUCUGCUCAGAUGAAUUGAAAAAAAAAAAAAACAUGUUCGUAGCAGUGUAGUUUAUUCCAGUCGUAUUCCUGGUGAUACCAUUAUUGUUCUAUGUGAUAUUCUGGGACAGCAAUAUCUUCACACAGUGCAUGCUCCCUUCGCAUGUAAUAUGCAAUAAACUCUGUAAAACUC
Messenger RNA from Xenopus laevis (African clawed frog), 6186 nucleotides. It is a transcript of the gene hoxd10.S, whose product is annotated as homeobox D10 S homeolog. Gene Ontology annotation, molecular function: RNA polymerase II cis-regulatory region sequence-specific DNA binding; DNA binding; DNA-binding transcription factor activity, RNA polymerase II-specific. The record is from RefSeq and is a predicted model, not a curated record. Gene Ontology annotation, biological process: regulation of DNA-templated transcription; regulation of transcription by RNA polymerase II. Lineage: Eukaryota; Metazoa; Chordata; Amphibia; Anura; Pipidae. The transcript has 2 exons. The coding region runs from base 4574 to 5590 and encodes 338 amino acids. Gene Ontology annotation, cellular component: nucleus.